Molecule: messenger RNA, 590 nt
Organism: Amoebophrya sp. A25
Lineage: Eukaryota; Dinophyceae; Syndiniales; Amoebophryaceae
Source: the annotation of a GenBank genome assembly
GUUGAAGAAAAAGCUAAGCAAGCGCCACCGUUCGCUUCUGCCGCAUUAGCAGUGACUAUGCCGCCUCCCGAUAAUGUUUUUCAGGUGCCAGCCGAGGACCCAGUGGCCGCGCCUGAAUACCAUACGCCACUAGAAGAUAACGGUCAUACACCUAGAUUCCCAUCGGGAAAAGCGUCAAAACACAGCUCGAAGAACAACAGCAAAAAGACUGCAAGCACCGAAGACACGAAUGGCGAGGAGGGUUUCAUCAUCGAUAUUCCUGGUGACGAUCCAGAGGCAGCUCUUCAGGAGGGUUUCGGCGUGUUGCUAGAGGACGCAAUUGCGGGAUCCAUGGGCAACAGCACAGACCGCAACUCAGCAGUAGGGGCUGCGCGACUUGAGCAGUUUCGUCGGAGCAUAUGGCGCAACCUGCCUUUUCAUCUGCCGCAGCAUAAGGAUUACCUCAGAUUCAGGUUCAACCGUAUGAGUAGAUGUUUGUACUAAGUAGUCGUACUGAAUGUGUAGACACGAACUUUAGCUUUAUGUCCACACGAUUACAUUCAUGUCCAUUAUGAAAAUCGAUUGAUAGGUAUGCCGACAGUGACUUCUCG